Molecule: messenger RNA, 7492 nt
Organism: Amoebophrya sp. A25
Lineage: Eukaryota; Dinophyceae; Syndiniales; Amoebophryaceae
Source: the annotation of a GenBank genome assembly
GUUUACAUUUACUUUUUACUUCUCAACGAAGGCCGCCUUUCAGGUACAUGUGGUUAAAGAGUGCGGUCUGCUGUUUGAGUGAGCAUCGAUUGGUUACGGCUCUGUGCUUACUUCCUCACCCCUACUUCUUUUCCGAUUAUAACCUGAUUGUACUUGUAUGGAGGAAGCAGGCUGUAGUUUGUCCUCUAUCAUGAUCAUUAAUUUAUUUCUGUGGCUCUGAGAGUGAAUGAAUGAUUGCUGAGUGACAUUGAAGACUCCUGCGUACUGUAACGUGAUCGAUGACGAGAGAUACAGCCUCAACUGCUACUGAAAAACGGAGAGAACGCCUCAAGAGAGACGCACUGCGAUCCACGUAACUUAUCUGAUUUUUCCCAGUGCUGUUGCGGCCAUGUUCGUGAUAUAUGUAAGAGUGAUGAGAAGACAACUGGGACAAACUGAGUGCCAGGGGCUCUGUGUCAAUUUGCUCGUCGGUUUGCUAAUGAGAAUCUUGGAGAUCUUCUUGAUGGCCCAAUGCAUGGCUUUUAGCAUUUUUACAGAUCUAAAAAAGAGUGCUGUAACAUAGACGUCCGCGCACGCGCUAGAUUCACAAGAAGCUGCAGACUGGCAAGCCUUGACCUGCUACUGAAACCCACACCCAAAAAUACAGGCCUCGCGCAAUAUGUUGAUCUUGAAUUUUGUCUUUCGGCGUUUUGAAUAAAUUCUUUUCCACCCAGUAGAAUUGAUUCGUCCCUGAUUGACAUGAUUGCAUGACUCAGUUGUAGAUCUAGUACUCCACGCUGAGUUGUCUUCGUAGUUAUACUCAUUCAUGUAGAAGUGAUUGUGAUAUCCAUUCUACGGGUCUGAAGUAAAAAGCCAAAAUUCAUCCCAGAAUGUUGUCUCCAGCUGCAGGAGCAGGCGCAGCUGCACCUGGUGCAGAGAAAAGUGACGUCACCGGCUUCAUCAAGGUCGAAGCACGGAAUAUGGUCUCUGGCGAGCUGCUGUACUUGGACAAAGUUGCUGCAAAUGUGACAGUUUACGAAAUGAAGCGCAUGAUUGCAAUAAAGCUGUCAGCCGAUCCUGAGCACAGCGGACCCCCGAUUCCAGCAUGCUUGAUUCAUAUGGAACGUGAUGUCAAAAAUGGUCGUUCCACGACUGGUACUAGGAAAAAACAAGAAAAGGCGGGGAUGCACUCCUCAAAGUCUUCUCGAAAAUUGGUCUCGGGCGAGGACAAAUCCCUUUUGCCUUUUUUGGGUUUAUCUGUUGAGGAGCUAUUCCAUGCGGAAGAUAGCCAGGAGUUAGACGAUGCGCCGAUCAUCAAACUUUGCUACCUCGUGGCGCAACCGAAGUGGCAGUUUCCGGAAAGUUUGCAACAAAAGGACGCAUUGGCUGAGGCCUUGUUGCAAGCACAGGACGUAUUUAGUGAGGCCUUGUUGUUGUCCAGGGAUUGGGAUACGUCCUCCAGGGUGACAAAAGUAAGUGGCGCGUUUUUCCGAACAUGUAAGCGGGAAAUGGAGCGGGAAGACGGUGAGGCCGAGUGCAAGAUAUUGUACUAUUUUUCGUACGAAACCCAGGGUGAAGACUGCGACUGGAAAGAAUGGAGGCGCAAGCUGAUACUUGAUCACUGGGCCCUGCGCGCCGCGCACUCUUGGCCGAGACUGUUCCGAAGUAAGCAGAAAGAGCUAACAGACUUCAUGGUCGCUCACCGUUACGAGCUAGCGUCGCAUAUGCGAUUUUCUCUGCUCAGCAUUCAGGAAGCACUCAACUUCAUCGGGCCGAAAGGAGUGCAGCGCAUUCUCGUGACAGAGCAGGCGCCCCAGAUGCAAGUGCAUGGAAGUGAAGAAGAUGAUCCAGAUCCUGAAGUGCGCUACAGGAGGGCCAAGAAUGGUUUUGGAUAUCUAGGACGCACGCUGACGGAAGAUGAAAAGGGCCCCUACCCUUUUCGCGGCGCACUCCUUCACUGCAUUCUUGCUGGCAAUUUAGUAUUCGCAAAUGGCGAAAUGAAUAGCCAACAUGAAGAUCUCCCUUUGGAGGCAUGCGCGACAAAUAAAGUCAUAUCGGUGCUUCGCACAAUGGUGAAUUGGUUCCCCGGUGACAUUUUUGAAGAUGAAGUGCUGGGGUCGACGGCGGUGGGACCCUUGCACGAUCUACGCAACUACCGUCGCAGAGAACAUAGACAAAUUAGGCUUCUUCUCAUCGAUGUGCUGCGAAAAGGGGAAAAGGGCACCGCGGAAAUGAUGAAAAGCCUCGGCUUUGAGGCCGUGAAACGUAUCGCGCGCGCGGAGGUAAAGCACGCCAAUAUUAAGGCCAGUUUUUCAUCACCAUCCCAUGUGGAUUUUAACGGGAAAACAAGGGAGGAACGAAAAGGGUAACCGCAACUCACUCACCAAGGCGUGAUGAAAAACUACAACUUUUAAGAUUAGCCCAUCAAACUGUCCCUUUUUUCUGGCAGCAUGCUUAGCCAUAUCUCGUGGACUUCUUUCGCCCGAUGAGAAUGAUGAGGUGGGUCGCGCCGACAUAUGGCUGCCAAUACUCGACUUGCACGAAUUAGCUCGAAAUCCAGAUUGGUUUCCAGCAGAUAUUUGGAAAAGGGAAAACAACAGUGGAAGAAGCAAAAGAGAAGUGUACAGAUUCUGUUGCCAAAAGAAAGAGGAGUGGUUCGGCGAAGUUCUACGAUUAAGUAAGAACAUGAAGGUCAGGUUCUGAAGUUCCGAAUGGUGACUGCUACAGUAUAACUCUUGAAGACAUUCAGGUACCUUACUCCUUUCACCUUUCUGAACCCGAGCAAGACAUGCGAGAAUUACGGUGCUGUAUUUUAUUUGAACCAAUACUAGUGCGUUAUUUUUUUCGACUCUGACCGUGACCCCGCACGACAGUGAUUUGAUUUAUGCGCGGCCUACGCAUCCAGCAAAUAGCUCUUUUUCAUCAAGCACCCGCAACUUCAUCUGCAAUAUUCAUUGACAUAUUGCUACGUUUGAACAACUAGCACAGUGUCAGUGGUGCUGGUGUUUUUGCUUUUUCUGGCACUUAGGUUUAGGUAAACAACGCUAUCGAUACAUAACCCUAUCAUAAUUUAUGGAUACUCUAUCUCUAGUAACUAUAAGUAUAAUAACUACGUCAAUUACGCAGGCACUUUCAAGCAAGACCAAGUCAAGCUACCACUACCUCAACAUUCGCAAUCCGCAAACCGAACGAGUCUAAAUCAUACUAGUACGUCCUACUUAUAUUUUAUAUUGUUUGUAAGUACUUACUACUUAGUGUUAGUGGUCUAAAAAUCACUCGUCUAAUAAUUUUACUACAACCCAUGAUCAUCUUCUUCAUCAUAUCGUCGAACCCAGCGCAUUUUAUUCUGAUUGAAAUGAUCCAUCGUCAUACGAUCACAGUAUCUACUUCUGAUGUAGAAUCAGUAUCAACUAAAGGGGAAGGGGAUCAAGUAGAAGGCGUCCCCUUCAUCCUGGUUUUGGCGUCUUCCACUUUGAGAGCCUUGACGAAUGAAGUCUUGGGAGACGCAGUCUGACGCAUUCCUGAGGGACGCAGGAUGAAGCUCAAUAAUUGCAGCGUUCCUUAAAUAAUAUAAAGCAUGGUGAUGGCUGAUGGUCGUGCACACGACUCGUAUCAUUAGAGAAUGAAGAUGAACAUUGGUGAUUCGUGAAAUCCGAUUGAAGUGGAUUCAUCAAAAACAGGUAAAGGAGUAGUUCUACUACUCGUAUGGAGGUGGACGGUUGUAGUUUGUUCUCUAUCAUGAUCACCAUUUUUCAUCUGGUUGUCAGGCAUUCUUGCGAAGGAACAGCCUCUUUUUCUACUCUCGGUUUGCUGAGUGACAGCGAAGCCUCCUAGUCCUAGCUUCUGUAACUUGAUCUUCGAUGACGAGAGAUACAGCCUCAACUGCUACUGAAAAACGGAGAGAACGCCUCAAGAGAGACGCACUGCGAUCGACGUAACUUAUCUGAUUUUUCCCACUGCUGUUGCGGUCGUGUUCGCGAUAUAUGUAAGAGUGAUGAGAAGACAACUGGGACAAACUGAGUGCCAGGGGCUCUGUGUCAAUUUGCUCGUCGGUUUGCUAAUGAGAAUCUUGGAGAUCUUCUUGAUGGCCCAAUGCAUGGCUUUUAGCAUUUUUACCGACCUAAAAAAGAGUGCUGUUAUAUAGACGUCCGCGCAGGUGCUAGAUGCACAAGAAGCUGCAGACUGGCAAGCCUUGACCUGCUACUGAGACCCACACCAAAAAAAUCAAUCCUGCCGCCAGUGCUUCUCGUUUUUUCCUGAUAGGAAGUCAAAUUGAGUAGAUCGAUGAAGUACUACGACAAAAAUCGGGAUGAUUCUCAAAUCUCAAAAUAACAAUGUUGUGAUGAUGCGAAUGAUGGGAAAGAAAGACCAAAACUGUCCCUCUCCUGUUGUAAAUUGAAAGAGUAAGAAGUUGCACAGAUCUCGAGUCUUUAUCUUAGCCGUUCCUUAGGUGUGCUUGUGAUAAGUAAAUCGACGCUAUUGCUUAGAGGUAUCGUCGGUGUAAGUUUCUUGUCACUUCUUUCCUCAGUGUCAGUUCCGUGUCGUUCUUUUUAGUUUAGUCAAAACCUGUGUGAGUCAGCAUCGUGACGAAACACUAUGACGCCGCGCGGCAGUCUGCACUGAAAACUCUGCGAGAUUAAUUGCAUUGUAUUCUAUGGACGAUUUCUCAUUCUCUCGCUAUUUCUUACAUAGACAUACUCACACACGUCAUGACUUCCAACAUUCAACACAUAUCGAUGACGGUUUCUUCUAGCUAAAUCCCCAGCCAUUAUUUUCAAACAUCACGUGCUUGUUCUUGAAGAUCGUUGUCGAUUUCUACUUUCACACACUUGGGUGGCUGCUUCUGGUAUGGUGUGCACUUGUGGUUGAUGCCCGAAAGCUCCUCAGUGUUUCUUUUCAGUCCAGUGCUUUGUUAGCAGGGGAUAGAGGCUACAUUCGUCUACCAAAAGAGAAGGAGGCGCCGGCCUGUUCUACAAUUGCUAAGAGAGAAAAGAGCCUCUCCUGAGUUGUAGAAGUUGGAUUCUCUUCCAUCCAGUAGAGCUGGCUCGCCCUUGAAUCAUUGACAUGAGUGAUUGUCUGUGUCUGUCGUAGUACCAGUACUCCAUGGGUUGUCUUCGUUGUAAUCAUGUUUUUAGAUAAUUUCCAUUCUACGGGUCUGAAGUAAAUAAAAGCAAAAAAUAUUUUUAUUUAUCCCAGAAUCAGAAUGUCGCUUCCACCUUCAUCUACUGCAAGAGGAGCAGGUGCAGCUGAGCCCGGUGGAGAGAGCAAGAGUGGCACGACUGGCUUCAUCAGGGUCGAAGCACGCAACAGGCUUUGUGGUGAUCGCGUGCUCUGCUUCGACAAAGUUGCUGCUAGCGUGACCGCUUACGAAAUGAAGCGCAUUAUUGCUAUAAAGCUAUCAGUCGAUCCUGAGCACAGCGGACCCCCGAUUCCAGCCUGCCUGAUUCAUAUGAAAGCGGACACGGAGGAACGAGAGAGCGACGAAGAACAAGAAGUAGAAGAGCAUAUGCUAAGUAGAGAGGCCUCGGAGCGAGGAUCAUCUGAAAAUGGAGAUCUUCAGGAAGCAAAUAGUAGCUGUCGCGAUAGUCGUAGUUCUGGAAAUAAGACAGAUCAGGUCAGCACUUCUGGAGAAUUAGACGAAGAGCACAAAUCUCUCUUGUCCUUUUUGGGUUUAAUAUCUGACCGAGAACUAGUACUACAAGUUGGUGGAGGAUGCGGUCGUGACACUCACUCUUCGGAAGAGAAUUUUUGUGGGAAGAAGUCAGGCGAUGACGAUACGGAAGAAACGCCAAUACUGAGUAUAAAACUUUGUUACCUCGUGGCCCAACCGAAGUGGCAGUCCCCACGAACUUUGCAAGAAAAGGAGGCAUUGGUUGCCGAUCUCAGCGAUUAUGCUCGUGACCCAGCCCCAUUAGAUAGGGACAGCGAGUACACAUGGCUUCCCUUCUCGUUCACGUUGAGUCCUCUCGGACAUCAUCAUGGUGCGGCGCCGCUCCCAUCCCGCGCCGCUUGUUCUACUUCUGAAAAGCAAAUACAGAAUGUAAAUGCAUCGACGUGUUUCAACAUCUCUGAACAGGAAACGAAGCGUGAUGACGGUGAAGUCGAGUGCAAGAUUCUGUACUUUUUCUCUUCUGAUGAAGCCGGGGAGGGUGGUGAAGAGGACUCAUGGAAACAAUGGAGGAGCAAGCUGAUAUUUCUGCGCUUGGGUCAAAUGCAGAGUCGGCCGCUUGGGUUUCAGGUGUACUCUUGGCCGAGACUGUUCCCGAAGGCAGAAGAGCUAAUUCACUUCAUGGGUACUAACAGUUGGAGCAUUAUACCGCACAUAUGCCAGUCUCGGGGAUUCUCGGACGGAACAGGGAUCAACACUAGGGGUGCUCGAUUACUCCGCUUCAUUGGGCCGCAAGGAGUGCACCGUAUUCUGGCGACAGAGCGGAUGACCACCCAAUCUGAAAAAGAUAAAAAUGCCUUUCGGGAUGCACUUUUUUGCGGCCUUCUUGAUGGAUUUCUUCGUGGCGUUCUUUGUCGUGGCCGCUACUUGGCCGCAGAUGCCGAAGCGGACGAUCGCCAACUUUCUUCGACCUGCACCACGGAGGCCAUGUGGGUACUUCGCGCUGCGUUGCAUUGGUUUCCGAGUGACAUCUUUGAAGAAGUGCUGGGGGCAACGGCGGUGGGGCACUCCUGGCGCGACAUAGUCAACUGCCAGAGACAGCGUCUACUCUGGGAGGGACAGAUACUAGUCAAGGGACCAGCACAAAGCAGAGAAAUUAGACACCUUUUCAUUGAAGUGCUACGGAAAGGGGAAACGGACACUGCGGAAAUGCUUGAAAGCCUUGGCUUUGAAUCCGUGAUGCGCAUCGCGCGCGCGGAGGUUAGGCACGCGACUAGCCCAACCCACUGCUCCUUUUUCUUAGCAGUGUGCCUAGCCAUAUCUGGCGGAUUUCUUACCGCGCCGCCUGAUGAAGAAAAUGUAAAUGAGGGGCGUGAUAGUGAAAAAAGUAUAAUGUUCUGGAUGCCGAUACUGGAUUUGCACGAAUUUGCUUCGGAUCAAGACUGGUUUCCCACAGAUAUAUGGAGGAGGAAGAAGACGGAAAGCGGCAACAAAAGAAGAAAAAGGGUGUAUCGAUUCUGUUGCGUAAAGAAAAAAGAGUGGUUCAGCGAAGUUUUCCGCGAGGUUCGGCCAUAUAUUAUCGUUGAUGAAGAUGGAGUCUCAAACUGCAGGUGAUGCAGCGACUAUUGAAAAUGGCAAUAAACUACGUCCAUCAACAUAUCCCGUGGCUCUCUCAAUAUACUUAGGUCGUAGAUCGCAGUAUAUCUAUAUUCUCAAAUAAGUGAUAUAAAUAUAAAUAUAUUUACGUUGGUGACUACAGACUCCUGCUGUUCUGGGGGCGUCAGCCUCAAUAUGGUGAUUGCACAACUUUGUUUCUUCUAGUUGUAUCUUCGGUCUGUGGGAUGAAUCGAUGAGAGGAGGCGCACUUCAUAGUCGACAGAACACUGAGCAGUGAAUAAUAUAAAG